AUGGAGACCUCGUCCUUCGCGCCCUCCAAGCCUUGGGCUACUUCGCGCUACACAAAGGCUCUUCCGGAUCCACCACCACCGUCUGCCAACAAUACCAAGGCUACUGUUGUGUUGCCCAUUAGGAAGGACUCCCUGGCCUCAUCUCGUCCACCACUGCCUCCCAAGGACACCGCCGCGAAUACAUCGUCAACCAUGGCGACCAAGCUGUUAGAGUCGCCACUACCUCCACUUCCAGGCUUGACAAGGAUGAAUAGCCCACCUGCUGUUAUAAGGAGGAAGCCUGUGGGUAACGGGACUGGCGGGAAGAAUGUUCAGAGCCCACCGCAUCCACAACCAGCCCAAGGUGGCAAUGUGUCUCCCGUCGAGUCCCUGUCAAGUAUAUUCUCAGCCUACGGAACAGAGGACUCUUCGGCCACUCGGCAUUCAGAGGACACAACAGCUACGGGAUAUUCUUUCACGGAACCAUCACCUCCAAACCCCAAGGUUCUGCCCAAGGAUACUCUUGGAGGAGGAAGCACGAAACUGGACCUAGUGUCGCCCUUAUACUUGCCAACUCCAGUUUCUUCGGAGAUGAAAACAAAUGCCCCACAUCCUCAGCACGGUGCCGGUCUAGAAAAGCACACAGACAGUCGCCCUCCUACACCACCUACAAAGGAAAUUCAAAGGCCCAUGACUCCCAAAAGCUCCAAGGCCCUUCCCUCUGCGCCAUCUGAGCAGAAACCCACCACCUCCUCGUCCAUGGCUGACCAAUCACCCUCACAGCCACAACUUUGGCGCAGGAGAUCUCUGAAAUCAGACAAGCCCUUGACUGUCCCCCAGCUCAAACUCACCUCUUCACACGGCUCGACAGCAGCUUCAACACAAGAAGCUGGGAUUUUGCAACAGGACAUUUCUUCUCUUCCAAGGCCUCGGCCUCCUUUUGCUGGAUCCGCUUUGGACUCACCCAUCCUGAAGGGCUUUCAAUCUUUCCCGGGCCGCAACAUCCGGCCAUCACCUUCCAACAAGUCUUUGCCCAGAAACCCUCGACCAGAGAUUAUGGUUAACACAAAGCCUAAAGAAGACCUAGAUGGCUUCUCUCAGUACGCCCAGGAAGUCGAGGAGGGCUACAAAGCAUCUGAGGCCGGCCCAGCCUUGUCGCCACACAUCCAACGCCCACCAACACCAGAAUACGAUCAUGAUGAGUCCCCUGUGGAUGCGCAUGUCCCAACUAUGAGAUCCCCGACGUCGCCCGCGUCACCUGUUACGCCUCCAACUGAGGGUAGGCCCCUCAGCAUUAUCCCAGAGGAUAUCAUUCGCAGCAAUGCUGCCCCUGCCCCGGCUGCUCCUCCACCGUUGGGCCCACUGCCCUCGCUCCCGCCAAGAAGUUCAUCCCGCGGCCCACCACCUCCCGGAAGUGCUUCCGGCCGUCUGGGUCUGCCGCGGUCUCCCGCACCUCCAGGUCGGUCCUCACCAGGCGCUGCCUCACCGGCUUCCAUCUCUCCAGCCGCUGCCUCUCCAGCAGCUACCUCUCCAGCAGCGCCUGCCCCAGUCGCGCAAAUGGCAGCCUCUCUAUCCCCGAGUCACGUCAAGUCAACUAGCUCCGCCUCCGUCCCUUCCAUCUCCAUCAGCGAUGACGGCGACGCCUCAACCAUCAAGGCAGUCAACUCUCCCAAGCCGGCGCAGACCCAACCUGAAAUCAAGCAGCUCGCUCCCCCCAACGCCGAGGAAUCCGGCCCCAUCGUGCCAGCCUCGCCCGGUGAGGCCAAUUACUUCCCUGCUGCCGAGUACUCGAGGCUUUUCUUCCCGGGAGAUGUUAUUCCUGCACCACCCGUCAAGGCGAGCCAGCUCGAUUGCUUCACCAGCCAUUCCCGCUUCGUCUCCAGCAAGAACGAGCAGCACCCGAUCGCCUGCAUGACUUGCAAGGUCGAGGACAACAGCGCGCGGUUCUGCUGCUCUCACUGCACGGUGCGAAUCUGUGGUGGAUGCCGUGACGCGUUGGUCGCGAACGGGCGGGACCUGAGCAAAAUUCUCGCUUGA
This is a messenger RNA of Diaporthe amygdali, 2016 nucleotides long. RefSeq lists its product as uncharacterized. The transcript has a single exon. The record is from RefSeq and is a predicted model, not a curated record. NCBI's taxonomy places the organism in Eukaryota, Fungi, Ascomycota, Sordariomycetes, Diaporthales, Diaporthaceae. The coding region runs from base 1 to 2016 and encodes 671 amino acids.